CUCUUCAGUGUGGCGUGGUCCCCCAUCCCACUCCCACUCCUCCCUCCUCUUCCUCUCACGCAACGCUGCAGCUAAAUCAGUCACUUCUUCCACUGUCAUUAUUUUUAUUAUUGUUGUUGUUUCAAUCAGUCCACAUCUUGGCUGGAGUCUGGAAGCUCAAUCUUUUUUCUUUUUUUUUUUUUUACCGCAGUGAUGUGCUGGGGGUGUGUGGCAUGGGAAGGAUGUGUGGGGGGAGCGUGGUGGUGGUGACCUUCUGGAACAGACGGGGGCGGGGAGGGGGGGUGUUUGCUGGUAGGUGUCUUUUUGUGAAUGGAGCUCUAUUGUGUCAUUUUUAGGAUUGUUGAGCUAAAAUUAGCUGCAUAAAAAAAAAUUCCCAGACUGUAUCAUCAUCACAAGCAGAUGAGAUGAUGAUGAUGACGAGGAGGAGGAAGGCAUUCUAGAAGAUGCACACGCGCAACGGUGAAUAGGGGAGCAGAUCGAGCAGCGCGCCAUGCCCCAGGACGUCAUGCACCAUUUUUAGAGAGGCUCUAAAAAUAGAAUGUGUUGAAAAGGGUUUGGACUGGGAGCAGCGUGAGCAUUUGGCUCGGAAUGUGGCACCUUUUAGGUAGGGACAUGUCGGAUUGAAGAUCACAGCCUCCGUUGGCAUGUUUGGUGUUUAUUUCGGUCUCAUUUGAAUUAGCGUGCUAGAAUGCUGCCGUGCAGGCUAAGAUGGAAGAAAGGAUCAGUGUGUUAAGUAUAAGGGAGAAUGCGCCACUCUCGUUCUGUGGUGCUCACUUUUCAUGAAUGGCCAUGAUCCUCUCGCUGGCCGCGGCGGCAGCCGUGAGCGGCGGUGGCAGCCUCAACUCCUCGUCCCCCCUGGACCUUGUCAGCUCAUCCACCUCCUGGGGUCUUUCUGAGGAGCUGUCCAACGCGUCCUCCGAGCCGGCGGUGCGGAUGACCCCAGACCUCCUGCCGGCAACCACCACUGUGGCUGUCCAGGAAGUGAGCCCAUGGGACAUUGCACUGUGCGUAACAGGAACGCUCAUUUCGUGCGAGAACGCACUGGUCAUCGCCGUGCUCUUCUACACUCCCACGCUGCGGGCGCCCAUGUUCAUCCUGAUCGGCUCACUGGCAGUGGCGGACCUCCUGGCUGGUCUCGGCCUCAUCUUGAACUUUGUCUUCACCUACUUGGUAGACGGCUCGCUGGAGCUGGUGACUCUUCUGUCAGUGGGACUGCUCAUCUCGGCGUUCUCCGCAUCCGUUCUCAACAUCCUGGCCAUCACGGUGGACCGCUACCUGUCGCUGUACAACGCGCUGACCUACCACACGGAGCGGACGGUCACCUUCACCUAUGUGAUGGUCAUCUUCAUCUGGCUCUCAUGUGUCACGCUGGGCCUGCUGCCGGUGCUCGGUUGGAACUGCCUGCGGGACGAGUCCAUGUGCAGCAUCUGCCGGCCGGUCACCAAAAACAACGCUGUGGCCCUUGCUGUCACCUUCCUGCUGGUUUUUGCCCUCAUGAUGCAGCUGUACCUGCAGAUCUGUAAGAUCGCCUUUCGCCAUGCACAGCAGAUCGCCGUGCAGCACCAGUUCGUGGCCAUCUCCACCACCAAGGGCGUCUCCACGCUGUCGGCCAUCCUGUGUGCCUUCGGGGUGUGCUGGCUCCCGUUUGCCAUGUACUCCAUUGUGGCCGACUCCAGCUACCCCGCCAUAUACACCUAUGCCACCGUGCUGCCGGCCACCUGCUGCUCCGUCAUCAACCCCAUCAUCUAUGCGUUCCGAAACCCGGACAUCCAGAAGUCGCUGUGGAUGGCAUGUUGCGGUUGCGUUCCAUCCAAUCUUUCGCUCAGACCACGCGCCUCCAGUGACGUGUAGCACAGACCGUCCGCAUUCUUCGAGGCUUUUGGCAGAGCAGGGGGACGAGGAGUGUGGCAGCUCCUCUCGUCAGGAAGAGGUCAGCAGUAAGACGACGAGGACAACCUCCAGCGUUGACCCCACUGCAAAUACCUGAUGAAGCAUCGGGACCUCCUUGAGGCCUACCUCUCAGGAGUAGCAUCUUUGUGAAGGUUUGGAGGGAAGUGUCCUGACCUUGCUGGGAAAGCACUGCAUGCUUAUGCAAUUAGAAGGUCACGGAAUGCUCGUUUGCUUUGGAAUUCAAGUGGAGCUAACUUCUACCAAGGAAUGACCUUGGGUAUCUUUUAUGAGCUAAUUUGUUUUCUCCUGAUGGGGAAAACAAGAACAACGGUGUCCUUUAAUCUGAUGCAGAUGAGCUAAUGAGUUAGGGGGCGGGAAUAAUCAACUGGGAGGAUAGAUUAGAUUCAGGAUUGACAUCUUAUUUUCAAGCACAUUAGGACUUUACCAGAAAAAACAACAACAGCACAAUCAGCAUUUUCCCAAAGGCAGGAAGAUGGAAAGCAUCCGUCCUAAACUCAUAGGCAAGCCCCCCUCCCUUCCUUAAAAAGACACCCAGCGAGGGUGCACGUUGGGUGUUAUAAAACAGUGUGAGGGAAGCGUGUUUGGCUGCGCCGUGACUGCGAAAGCAGCAUUCAGCACCAAAGACAGCACCACUGCAGCGAGCCGCUAUGGAGGGAAUGCUUCUCUGCUGCGGGGGCGGGGACUGCUCAUGGGGUGGAGGGGGGGUCUAGGGAGAGCUGGAAAGUAGGCUAGGCUGUUCUCCUUUAGCACCUCCAUGACGGCAUGACGAUACAGCCUUUAGGAAGAGGAAAGAUUCCGCCAUUGAUUUCUUCCACCCAUGAUGAGGAUCAAAGAUGUUUCCACAGCGUGUUGAUGAGGUGUCUCCCGAUUACAUGACGGGAACAGGCGAGGUUUUAUGAUGCACAAAUACUUUUCAUUUAAAGACAGCAUUCCGACAUUAGCUUGUGCUGGGAUGAGUCCUUUCUCAUGCAGCCAUUCACAGCAUAGGACAGGAUAUCAACAUGAUCAUGUUUUAAUGCAUAAAAAUACAAAUUACCACCGAACAGUUACAGUUUUUUUUGCAGAGAAAAGACACAUAUUAAGCAUUAUUGUUAUUCACGAUUGUUGUCUGUGAAGAAAGGAAGGAAAUACAACUGGCAGCAAGGUCAUCGUGCAGGUUAGAACCAUCUCAAGCUAAUAAUAAUGUCUUUAUGAUAUAUAAUAACAAUAACGCAAGGACGUGAUGACAAUGGCUUUGGGAAAAUGAUUGGUGACUUACUUUACGAAGAACAAUAUAAAUAACACAGGCUGUUUGACAGGGAAUUAUUUUAACGCUUUUUACCAAAUAACAGUCAGGAUCCUGGCACACAUGUCAUCCUACAGUUGUCAAGUAAGAGCCACUUUGUUGAAUCUCUGCUGUCUUGUUUGUGACCUCACUAGAACAAAAAUAAUGCUUAUUUGCAAUAAUAUAAGAAAUCUAACACAAGCGUAUUUGAUACUCAGCAGGACAAUCUUACUUUAGCAGUCACAAAUAUAGGAAAAAAAAAUAUUAGUUGAACAUGCUGUCACUGUGACUCAAAUCCUUAAGUGGGUUUGUGUCAUUCUCUCUCUUUUGGCUCACUGCAAAACCAUCAGAAGACAUUUGUGCAUUAGUCACACGGUGAAAUAGACUAGUGUUAUUUUUUUAUAUUAAACUUGUUUCUAUUCAAUCCAGAGAAGCCAACAGGGGGAGAAUCACGAUGAGUACCAGUGAUCAGAUGUUAAGCUUAGCCAUCUGCAGUCGGACAUGUUAGAUGGGACGCACAAUGGAAAAUAUGAUUAAAUUAUACCUACCAGGGCUCCAGACUAACUUUUUUUUUACUCAGAGCACAGUAGCCCCUAACACUGAAAUCGACCUGGAAAGUAAACAUUCAUAUUUCCUCUCAUGUUCACUGUAUUACUGAUAAAUACUAUUCACUCCAAUACCAGAGUUAAUGUUGGUUGGCAAACUACCUCAUUUGUGUGUUACUGUCAACUACUGGGCUAACUGUUAACUGUUCAGUGAUACAUAUUUUUUGUUAAAAGUAACACAAUUAAGAGAAUAAAAUAAUGAUUUCUCAAAGAAAUCUGUCCUGUUACAGUAUAAACUGUAUGUGUCAGGUGUCUGACAGCGCAGGUGUAGCCAACUUCUGUUAAAGCUACUUCGACAAAAACAAAUUAGAGAUGAGCUAUUUGUCUGACAAUUUAUGUGACUGCCAACAUUUCAAUUGUACUUUAUUUACAAAGCACAUCUCCACUCAAACAGCAUGAUCAUCGUCUUGAUGCUGUUUUGUGGUGAUUAAAUACAGGCAUAAUGUUUGAAUUGAAGACUUAUUAGAAUACUAAGAGUUGAAGCAAAUAUUCUUGGGUGAGCUGCUCAAAAUCAGAACAGAGAAAUCAAGGUUGUUCAGUGACACUUUGAAAAAGUACUCCAUGAAAGUGACAGCCACUUGUCGAUUCCCUGUGAGACAAAAACGAGGUCUGAACGAACCACAAAGUCACAUUUAGAGUCCAUGGACCAAAAGCUAGAGAAAAUAACGCUAGCUAGCCAGCUGCCGCCAGCAAGACAGAAGAAUGUGAGAGACAGGCAAAAUGUGUAAACAAAAAUGGUAUAAAGGUCGAUUGAAUGUGAUUGAAACAUGAGCGAUCGCAUACGUCGGCAUUGAUAAGCUUAGACCGUGACAAGUAGUUGUCAAUUAACGCCAAAUUUUACUAUUUUUCAUUCUCAUGGUAAUAAGGGAAUGAUGUACAAUAAUGCACACAUGUGCGAGUAGAGGAAAAAAAAUAUUGUCUCGUGUUUUAUGUCUUAAAAUACAACCAUUUAGUUGCAGUCUAGAGCCCUGUGUACGAAGUAUGUUUGUGUCCAUUCAUUUAAUGACCAAGCUAACUCGCCUUCCUAAACUAAACAAAAUGGAUACAUAUAAACUUCACUUAAACAGGAAGCUAAUUAGCAGGCUAACUGUUCCAAUUGAAAUACAUGUACAAAGCUGGUUAACAGUGAGCUCCAAUGGAACAGCAAGCUAAUGUUCAAUGAACUACACUUACACAGGAAGCACAGUCAAGCACUAGCUUUUCUAAUUGAAAUCACCUAUGCUUGAGGCUAGCUUGCUAAGUGCUCGUUAAGUGCUCUCAGUGAACUACACUUACACAGGAAGCUAACUAGCCUUCUUACUGUUGUCAAUGAAGUAAAAACUCACACAGGACUAAUUUGCUGCCUUAUUAUGUCCACUGUUUAGGUUAGCUUGGUGGCUGACAGGAGUGUGACAAAGAACACAACAAAUUUGGCGACAUCUGAGAGACAAUUUAAUCAAAUUUAACGCAUUGUCACCGGACGUCCCAUCUGGCAUGACUGAUUUUUUUUUUUUUUUUUUAUUCCGAUUAAUAAUUCUCAUCUGUGAAUAUGACACAAAGCAUUCCUGUGGUAGGAGUGGAGCGACCACUCACUGUGUGUGUGUGUGUGUGUGUGAUCACAGCCAAUUGUAAUGAACCAUACUGCAGCCAACUCUCACUGUAAACACACACAUUGAGAAGGGGUGGUAGAUGCUAUACAGGAUAAUUUGUUGUUUUUUUAAAUAUAAAUAAGUGAGUGUGUUAUUUUUCUUAUGCAAAGCUGUACAGAAAUGUCUAUUUUUGUAACGUUUCAUCAGGGCAUGAGUCAUUCAUGUAUCUAUUUCUCUUCUUCACUGUUCUUCCUCUUGUUUUUAUGUUUCUUUCUUUUGGGAAAAAUUAUGCUGAGAAAGUGCCAUAUUUUCCAACUCUCUAGUGUCUUACUUUGAUUUGCUUAUGUAGGCCGCUGUGAACAGACAGAAGCAAUGGAGCACAGAGCAGACGAGCGCUUGACCUUGCUGGUAUUGAUCGCUCGGCUGAGCAAAGGAGCCAAAAUAGACGGUGAUCAAUUCUCAGCUAGACAUGUGAUAGCUGUUUUUUUUUGAGGGGGGGGGGGGGUGUAAACAUACACAAAACGUCAGCAGUCUUGUGCGUCACGGCGUCAGAUUCCGGCCAUCUCUGUCUGAGAGAGAGCAAGAAGGAGGGAGAGGGUCGUUUCAAAGACGUCCACUUUCAUCCUCCAUCAUUCCGUACAUCUCAUUCCAACCUUCUCUUGGCCUGGAAGGCAAGUCGGUCAGGCUAAAAAUAGUUAGCCUGAAAGCAGACCAAAAGGAGGGCAUUUUGCUUCACAUUUCUUCCUCGUUGACUACCUGUUUUGUCCUUUUAUGGGUCUCCCACUUUUGUUUUGAGCAUUUACACGUGGGUUUCCAAAUAGAGAGUCAGGGGGCACCGGCAGGGACGUUUGAGAUGUAUCAAUCAAGAACAAACCAUGACAGAGCUAAUAUGUGGACCAAGUAUGGCCUUCAUUGAGAAAUGUUGUUUUAUACAUCCAUCUCGUUAUGUCUGCGAUUGUAUGUGUGUGUGAGGAUACUGACUGAUUUCCUCUAUUGUGAUGAUGUUGUGGUACAAAAAAAAAAGAAAAUGCACUUUAUGAGAGAGAGUUAUGCUACACCUUGCACUUGUAAAUGUUGAAUGUAAAACCUUAAAGAGAUUUAUUUUUAUUAUUGUACAUAACCAGGACAAAAGAACAUUUGGAACAGAAAAAAAAAACACUAAAGGGAAAUAAAAUGCGUCAAGUCAGGACGGUGAGUGUGUCUUAUUUGUGGAGUCACUCUUAGUUAUACACUUGUCAUUCGUAAUUGAUGCCAUAUAUCACAUACAUGUAACAUGUAACAUUAAGUGGGCCAAGAGGACACAAACAUUAGCAACACAUACGUGAAAUUAAGCCUGUUUUUGGUGUGGGCGUAUGCAUGGGGUGGGUUCCACCAUCCCCUUCAUGAUGUCACAAAAAGCUGCAACUUCAAGUGCCUCUUCUCUCAAAAGUGAAGCAAAUAAGUAAGGGAGAUGAUUUUUCUCAUGCUUUCUCAUGCAUCACAGGUUCAUAUUACACAUAUGUAUUAUUUCAUUAAGCAGUACGCCAAAGGUGCAUGAGGUGUGUUAUCAAAUCGGUCAACAUAGGCGCAGGGGUCAAGCUUCAGGUGUUGACACACACACACACAAGAAGAG
Molecule: messenger RNA, 6960 nt
Organism: Doryrhamphus excisus (bluestripe pipefish)
Lineage: Eukaryota; Metazoa; Chordata; Actinopteri; Syngnathiformes; Syngnathidae
Gene: gpr185b
Product: G protein-coupled receptor 185 b
Biological process (GO): G protein-coupled receptor signaling pathway
Cellular component (GO): membrane
Molecular function (GO): G protein-coupled receptor activity
Source: RefSeq, a predicted model, not a curated record